Messenger RNA from Alligator mississippiensis (American alligator), 2512 nucleotides. It is a transcript of the gene PYROXD2, whose product is annotated as pyridine nucleotide-disulphide oxidoreductase domain 2. The transcript is spliced from 16 exons. The record is from RefSeq and is a predicted model, not a curated record. Bases 105 to 2141 code for a protein of 678 amino acids. NCBI's taxonomy places the organism in Eukaryota, Metazoa, Chordata, Crocodylia, Alligatoridae. Gene Ontology annotation, molecular function: oxidoreductase activity.
AGAGCCCCUGCGUCUGGGGGCUGGGACUCUGCUCCCCUUCGUCCUGAGCCCUUGUAGCCUGGGGCAGCGCCUGCCUUAGCCGUAAGCGAGGUGCUGGCAGGUGAAUGGAAGCAGGAUUUGGGUGGCCCGGCCCCAAGGGCAUCCUCCCUGGAGGUGGGCAUCCCUUCCCGGGGUCAGGCUUUCCCAUGCGCCCGCCAGCCCUGGGGCUCCUGCGCGCGGCCCACUUGCUCCGUGUGCUGGGGAAGGCAGGCGGUGCCUGGAGCCGCAGGCCCAUGACGUCGCCAGCAGCUGGGGGCCGCAUCCGGCCGUCCACCCAUCCGUGCCCAAGCACCGCCUCGUGCAAACUGCUGAUGAGGAGACAAAGUCCAGCCCUGCAGCCGCAGCCCCUGCCUGGUGCAGAGAUGGCAGCCGGGCUCGGCCGGAGGCUGGGCACGGCCCGCACUGCCUGGGGGCUGCCGAGCCAGCGCCUGGCGCAUCCCGGGGCCCGGGCCCAGCUGCAGCCAGAGUACGACGCCGUGGUGAUCGGCGCAGGGCACAACGGGCUGGUUGCUGCCGCCUACCUGCAGAAGUCGGGGGUGCGGACGGCCGUGCUGGAGCGUCGCCACGUGCUGGGGGGUGCCGCAGUCACGGAGGAGAUCAUCCCAGGCUUCAAGUUCUCCCGAGCCUCCUACCUGCUCAGCCUGCUGCGCCCGCAGAUCUACAAGGACCUGGAGCUGCAGAGGCACGGCCUGAGGCUGCACCCCCGCGACCCCUACUCCUUCACCCCCGUGCUGGAGGCCCGGACCCCCCCGCGCUCACUCCUGCUGGGGCACGACGUGGCGGAGACACAACGCCAAAUCGCCCAGUUCUCCCCCCGGGACGCCGAGGCCUUCCCGCGCUACGAGGCCUUCAUGAGCCGCUUGGUGUCGGCCAUCGACCCCCUGCUGGACGCGCCCCCCCUGGACCCCGCCGCGCUCACCCACGGCCCCCCCCGGCAGCGCCUCCAUGCCCUGUGCAGCCUCUGGCCCCUGCUGCGGGCUGGGCUGGUGCUGGGAAAGCAGCUGCCCCAGUCCUACCAGGUGCUCACGGCCCCCAUUUCCAAGGUCCUGGACCAGUGGUUCGAGUCUGAGCCCUUGAAGGCAACACUGGCGACCGAUGCGGUGAUCGGCGCUAUGGCCAGUCCACACACACCGGGCAGCGGGUACGUGCUGCUGCACCACGUGAUGGGCGAGCUGCAGGGGCAGCAGGGUGCCUGGGCCUACGUGGCCGGCGGCAUGGGAGCGCUGUCCAAUGCCAUCGCCUGUGCGGCCGCUGCCCACGGUGCACACAUCUUCACCGAGAAGCCCGUGGCCCGCGUGCUGGUGGGAACCAAUGGAGCGGCAUGCGGCGUGGCACUGGGGGACGGGACAGAGCUGCGGAGCCGCCUGGUGCUAUCCAACGCCUCCCCGCAGCACACCUUCCUGCAGCUCGUGCCCCAGGAGCAGUUGCCGGCGGCGUUCGUCCGGCAGGUAGCCCAGCUGGACACGCGCUCCCCCGUCACCAAGAUCAACGUGGCCGUGGCCCGGCUGCCCAGCUUCCUGGCUGCGCCCAACCCGCGCGACGGGCGCCCGCUGCCCCAUCACCAGUGCUCCAUCCACCUCAACUGCGAGGACGUGGCUCUGCUCCACCAGGCCUUUGAGGACGCCAGCCAGGGGCAGCCCUCUGCCCGCCCCAUGAUCGAGCUCUGCAUCCCGUCGGCGCUGGACCCCUCGCUGGCCCCCCCGGGCUGCCACGUGGUGUCUCUCUUCACCCAGUACACGCCGUACACGCUGGCCGGCGGCCGGCCCUGGGGCGAGCAGGAGCGCGAGGCCUACGCCGACAGGGUGUUCGACUGCGUUGAGGAUUACGCCCCCGGCUUCAAGGCGUCCGUUGUGGGCAGGGACGUGCUGACACCGCCGGACCUGGAGAGGGUCUUUGGGCUGCCCGGAGGGAACAUCUUCCAUGGAGGGAUGUCUCUGGACCAGCUGUACUUCGCCCGCCCGGUGCCAGCCUACGCAGGCUACAGGUCCCCCAUCCCCGGCCUGUACCUCUGCGGCAGUGGAGCUCACCCCGGAGGGGGGGUGAUGGGAGCCGCGGGCCGCAACGCCGCCAGCGUGGCCCUGGAGGACUUCAAGCAGAAGUGACCACGACCCCCGGGCCCUGUCCUGGCCAUGCCCAGGGCAGCGGUGCUACCAGGCCCCUGCCUGUCCACACCAGGGUGGCCCAGGGGCUGUGACGGACGGGGGGGAGAGCUGCAGCCAGGGAACGUGGCCCCGUCCUGCAGCUGGACUGUGGGAGGGCUGCGGGUUUCCUGGUCCCCCUGGGGCAGGGGGGUGUAGGGAAUUGCCGCAGCCCCCGUGUCAGGGCAGCAUGGGCAGGGGCUUCACCGUGCUGCCACGGGGACCCCCCCCACACGUGGCUGCGUGCACCCAGGCACGUGCUAGCAGCUGUGGCCGGGGCUCCGCGCUUGGUGCUGCACCACAGGCUGUAGCAAUAAAGGUGGAUGAGCUCAGUA